ACACUUCCCCGAAAAGCAAUGGCAGGUUCGGGGAGGGAGGAGACAAAAAACAGCAGAGGUUCAGAUUCUGACCCCGGCCCGCACACCCCCGUGCUGCGCGUCAACCAGCUAGAUGCCUUAGAGCUGGACUCCGCUCUUGAGAAGCUGGUAUGGACCCAGUUCUCCCAGUGUUUCCAGAACUGUCAGCCGGGCCUUCUCACUCCCGUGGAGCCGGAGCUGCGAGCCCUGCUCCAACUGCUCCUGUGGAGGUUCACCCUCUACUCCAACAGCGCCACCGUGGGCCAGUCUUUACUCAGCUUGCGCUACCACAACGCCCUCUCCUCUUCUGCCCGCUACAGGCCUCUGUCCCGCAGGCAAAAGCUAGGUCUAGCCCUGCUCGUUGCAGGUCCCCGCUGGCUCCAAGAGCGAUCCCACAGCCUGCUGCUCUCCCUGGGUUUGGGGACGAGUGGAGGAGGCCCCCUGGUUGGAGGAGAUGGCGGUCGGCUCCGCCAGUAUCUCCGCAAUAUCGUGGCACUCAUUUCUGGUAUCACCCAGGUUGCCAGCCUCAUCAACUUCCUUAUCUUCCUGAGGAGGGGACGCCACCCUGUGCUGGCAGAAAGGAUUGUGGGGGCGCAGGCGGCCUUCAGCAAACCCAACGCUGUCCGGGACAUAACGUACCAGUAUAUGAACCGAGAGCUGCUCUGGCACGGUUUCGCCGAGUUCCUCAUCUUCCUCUUACCCUUGAUCAAUACAAGGAAAAUCAAAGCGGCCGCGUAUGCGCUUCUCUUCGGCGGAGAAGGAGCAGCUGGGGAUAGAGCGAGGGAAGGAUCCGGUCUGUGGAAAGAGUGCGGGCUAUGUGGAGAGUGGCCGACCAUGCCUCACACCACGGGCUGUGGACAUGUCUUCUGCUACUACUGCAUCAAGAGCCACGCCAUCGCAGACGCAUAUCUCACCUGUCCCAGGUGCGGUACGGAGGUGGGGAAACCUGAGCCAGUCAAGCUGGAGGUGGAGGUGGAGAUGGACGCCAGCUGAUGUUGUCAGAAGAGGUCACUUCUGGAUAUACAGGGAGCUGAUAUAAGGAAAUUUCUUUUCAAAUGAAGGGACAUCAUUGGAAAAUUACGAUGGGGGUAAAGGGCAUGGUUUUGUAAUCAUAUGGGCAGACAAAUGAACUUAAUGUAUGUCUUGCUGCAGCAAGGAGACUCGCAGCUCCCUACUGUUUCAUAUCCACCAUCUUUCCACAUUGUAAACAAAGGCCACUAUAAAGAUUGCCUCAUAUGAACCGAUUUCGUUUGAGUAAAAUGAAUUAAUGAAUGUUGUCUUUGCAGCCCUCCCAUAGGAGGACACACAGAAGGCUGGGACAAGUAUGUGAGGACUUCAGAUUCAAUGAUGUCUGUGUUUUCUGAACACACAUGGACUAGCCAUGUUUAAUGUAUGUGUGCAUAUAUUGACAGUCCUGUGGCCCCUCUUAUUUUUGCGGCUGGACUUUGGACAGAACUAUUUGUCUUUGGUGCACUGGACUGACUGCAGAAAACCACACGGAGAAUAUAUUUGAUUAAGGAACGUGUUGAUUUAUGCUCCAAAUUGUGUGUGUGUGCGCGCGCGCGCGCAAGCACGUAUGUAUUAGUUGAAAUGGGAAUAUUUGUUCAGAUGAAAAAUGCAGAAAGUCAGCUGAAUAAAUAAUGGGGGGGAAUUUCUGAUGCUUCUCAUCAUGGCCAAAUUAGCAUUUGUUGUGUAUUUUGUGCCUAAAUUCUACUUCAGCAUCAUUAAAAUUGAUA
This is a messenger RNA of Lampris incognitus (smalleye Pacific opah), 1754 nucleotides long. It is a transcript of the gene pex2, whose product is annotated as peroxisomal biogenesis factor 2. Gene Ontology annotation, cellular component: peroxisomal membrane. The record is from RefSeq and is a predicted model, not a curated record. Gene Ontology annotation, biological process: protein import into peroxisome matrix. Bases 19 to 1011 code for a protein of 330 amino acids. NCBI's taxonomy places the organism in Eukaryota, Metazoa, Chordata, Actinopteri, Lampriformes, Lampridae. The transcript is spliced from 2 exons. Gene Ontology annotation, molecular function: zinc ion binding.